AUGAAUUUACGAGAACCAAAGAAGAAACGACGUGUGAAAUUAAAAGAACAACCACCAUUUCCAAUUGUAUUAGGUGAUCAAUAUAAUUGGGUGACUUAUACUGCGCAUCUUACAGAAUUAGGAUCAUGCAUAAUAGAUGCGAAUGAAAUUGCUGCAGUACAUUCUAUGGGGUAUUUUGGUAAAGGUUCAUUAUCACGUGGUUUUCCUGCAUUUGGAAAAGCGCGAUAUGGAGCACCUCCUGUUAUAAGGAAUAGACAAUGGAUUCGUAGACAAGAAUGGUUGAAACAAUUUAAUGAACUUAGCAUGGAGCCUAAUAGUAGUAAAUAUAUAAAUUCAGAUGAACAGAAAAAUGAAGAAUCUAACAUUGUAAACCUUAAAGGUGAAAAAAAUUCCUCAACGAGUUCAGCAAUAGAAAAUACACCAGACAUAAUUGAGAUAGAUACAAAUUCUACUUUUUUUAAUAAAAACAACAGAAACCAAAAAGUGACUGAUACUGAGAUAGAGAUUAGUCAAAUAAGCCUUGAUACAUCAAAUGGAGAUGAUGUAUAUGUUAUUGUAAAUAAAGACAUUAAUGAACAAUCUUCUGAUUCUAAAAGUAAUGAUAAAGACUGUACUGAUGUGGAAGAGAGAGACUCUAAUUGGUUAGAAGAUCUUAAUUUUAAAGAGGAUGACAUGUGUAUUACUGACAAUACCAGUGUUCAAAGCAAAUUACUUGUCCUGUCCGACAGUGAUUCAGAAACUGAAAAUUAUUUAAAAGAAAUAAACCCUAAGAUUGCAAUUGAAAGUUUUCCAAUUCAAGAAACAUUGCACCUUACGUUCGAAGAAACAUUUUUCCUUUUAUAUGGUUUAGGUUGCUUAAAUCUAAUAGAUUUUGAUGGUAAUUUGUUAGAUAUCGAUAGUGCUUGGCAUCUUUUUUGCAAAGCUGAUAGAACUUUUGUACAGAAAUAUGUUGUAUACCACUAUUUUCGAAGCAAAGGGUGGGUAGUAAAGCCAGGAUUGAAAUAUGGUGGGGACUUUUUGUUAUAUAAACAAGGACCACCAUUUUAUCAUGCAUCAUAUAUUGUAAUAGUGGAUGUUUUAGAAGGAGAUUCAUUAAUUAGAGAUGAAAAUAAAUCUAUGCACAAAUCAACAUGGAACAACAUAUUAGGAUUAGAACGAUUGUCAGAGACUGCUGCAAAGGAAAUACUAUUUGCACAAGUACUGUGGCCAUCUUCAAUGUCACAAACUGCUAGCUCACUUAAUGUGGAUAUUUUAUCAGAAUUUUCUGUGAGAGAACUAUUAUGGAGAAGAUGGAAUCCCAAAAAUAAUAAAGAUGAAGAUAAUGAAGAUUAUGAUUCAUACUAA
Dufourea novaeangliae is the source of this 1344-nucleotide messenger RNA. It is a transcript of the gene Tsen2, whose product is annotated as tRNA-splicing endonuclease subunit Sen2. Gene Ontology annotation, molecular function: tRNA-intron lyase activity; nucleic acid binding. The coding region runs from base 1 to 1344 and encodes 447 amino acids. The record is from RefSeq and is a predicted model, not a curated record. Gene Ontology annotation, cellular component: tRNA-intron endonuclease complex. The transcript is spliced from 4 exons. NCBI's taxonomy places the organism in Eukaryota, Metazoa, Arthropoda, Insecta, Hymenoptera, Halictidae. Gene Ontology annotation, biological process: tRNA-type intron splice site recognition and cleavage; tRNA splicing, via endonucleolytic cleavage and ligation.